Molecule: messenger RNA, 187 nt
Organism: Racocetra persica
Lineage: Eukaryota; Fungi; Glomeromycota; Glomeromycetes; Diversisporales; Gigasporaceae
Source: the annotation of a GenBank genome assembly
CCAGAUUAUAGCCACCGUAUAACCGGCUCUGACAAUUUGUUUUCUGGAAUAUACUCACAGAGUGAGGGCACUAAUGUGCCUAAACUGACCAUGAACGAACAAAGUGAAGUGAAUUAUUGGGAGGAAGAAAUUUUUUAUUCAGUUUAUAGAAAUUGUAGUUAUGGAUUCCCAGGAAACAGUGCUUCGA